Molecule: messenger RNA, 1575 nt
Organism: Musca domestica (house fly)
Lineage: Eukaryota; Metazoa; Arthropoda; Insecta; Diptera; Muscidae
Exons: 2
Coding region: 172-1410 (412 amino acids)
Source: RefSeq, a predicted model, not a curated record
UAUUGUGAGAAUUACUGCUGAAUGCAGUCAUGAAAACCGGCUGUAAUUUUAUUCAGCUAUUCUAAAAACAAAAUAGUUAAUACUUCAAUAACCUUAUGUGGUUUUCAGUAUUAAUCGCUAAUUGCAAUAGUUUAGAGGUGCAUUAUUUUUCUCCGUUUCAAUAAAAAGACAAUGGAUAUCCCGAAUAAAUUGCCAGCAUGGAUUAAAGCGGAAUUAUUUGAAAAUGUCAUCAAAGAGGCUGUAGGAGAUUAUAAAAGAAUUCAAAAUUUUGUGGUUUGUAACGCUCUAGGACCGGGCGAGAAUUAUGCCACCAUAAUGCUGAGGGUGAAACUGGAGCUGGUGCUUCCAGAUGAUUCCAGUAGAGAACAAACAUUUAUGCUAAAAAUAGCUCGGGACAGUCAAAUGUAUCGUGAGCAAAUGUCAAAAUUAGAACUCUUUAAGACCGAAUUGGGCAUGUAUCGUGAUGUGGUGCCAGAGUUUGAGGAAUUCUAUCGGAAUAAAGGUGUUAAUAUACGUUUCGGUGCCAAGCUGUAUAACUUACCUGUUGCUAAUGAAGAAUAUCUUCUCUUGGAAGAUCUUUCAACAAGUGGUUUUCGUAAUGUCAAACGUCAGAAUGGUUUGGAUAAAGAGCAUGCCAAGGCUGUUCUCAAAAAGUUAGCUCAGUGGCAUGCCGCCUCCGCUGUAAGGGUGGCCGAGAGGGGAAGCUAUGACAAAAUCUAUAUGGAUGGCUUCUUUAAUGGCAGCUACAUGAAAUCCACCGAGGAUGUGUUUGAUGGUAUGAUACCCUAUAUCUUGGCUGUCAUACGUAAACUACCCCAUCACGAGGAGUAUUAUGGAAAAUUUGAAAAUAAGUUAAGAAAUUUAAAUCAAUAUCUCACCGAAGAAAUAAUUGAAAAUCCGCAUGAUGGAGAAUUUAAAGUCCUCAAUCAUGGAGAUUUUUGGUGUAACAACAUCAUGUUUCAAUACAAUGAGGAAAAUCAGUUGCAAGAAACCUAUUUCGUGGACUAUCAAAUGCCUCGCUACGGUUCGGUGGCCCAGGAUUUGUAUUAUUUUCUGCUGUCCUCAACCAAGUUGGAAAUAAAAGUUAAUUGUUUUGAUGAGCUGAUUCGUUAUUAUCAUGAACAAUUAAUUGAACAUUUGAAAAUUUUGGAAUAUUCUAAGCCAAUGCCAACUUUGAGGGGUAUCCAUCAGUCCCUGCUGAAACAAAGUGUUUGGGCCCUCCUUACCAUGUGUUGCAUUAUGUCCGGUGUCUUGUGUGAUCCCACCGAUGUUGCCAGCAUGGAAAAUUUUAUUGGAAAUUCCGAAGAUGGAGAUAAAUUUAAACAGCUGUUGUAUUUUAAUGACCGUUAUCUAAAACAUUUGGAAAUAAUUUUACCCUGGCUACAUAACAGAGGUGUUUUAGACCCUUGAAUGUGAACUAUAAAGAAGUGUAAUUACAAAUAUAAUUGUUCAUUUAGAAAUCUUUGUAAUAUAAAUAAUAUUUGUGCUCAUACUCACCAUAUAUUUGUGAAACUCAUUUAGAUGUUUGCUACAAAUUUUCACGAAAUAAUUUUUUUAACAAUUUUAAAUUUAGUU